CAGAUUUGUGACUUUGGCUUGGCGCGUAUUGCAGAUCCCAAUUGCGAUCAGUCGGGAAUUUUGACCGAGUAUGUGGCUACUCGGUGGUAUCGAGCACCGGAAAUUAUGCUCACCUCAAAAAUAUACACGAAAGCCAUCGACCUCUGGUCCAUCGGUUGCAUUUUGGCAGAAAUGCUCAGUAAUCGGGUCCUAUUUCCAGGAAAACACUAUAUCGAUCAGCUGAACUUAAUUCUGGAAGUUCUUGGAUCCCCGUGCAAAGGUGACUUGGAAUCGAUCAGCAACUACAAGGCGCGAGCCUACCUUGAGCAGUUACCUUUCAAACCGAAAGUUCCCUGGUCUCAGCUCUAUCCGUACGCCAGUCCAAAAGCCCUCGAUCUCUUGGACAAACUCCUCUGUUUCGUACCCUCUCGGCGAAUCAAAGUUGAAGAUGCCCUUGCCCACCCUUAUUUGGAGCAAUACUAUGACCCAACAGAUGAGCCCGUCGCACAGUACCCCUUCACUCACGAAUCAGACAAUUUGCCAAAGGAGAAACUCAAGCUAUUGAUAUGGGACGAAAUACAACAGUUCAAGGUCAACCCGGAUCGAAAAACGGCUCCGUCGAACAGUGCUCCUCAACCUAGCUAACACUUAUCCAGGUGCUGAUACAAUUAAUUUUCCACAGGAACCCUUCCGAACCAUCGGUCCGUUAAGGGGUUGCACGUUCCACGCACGCAGCAACUGGAUUUAUGUGCUGGUUGCCCUUAUUUCGUACCAUUCUUUAUCUCCGGUUGGUGAGAGAUCGCCUGACUCGCCUAUAGAUUGCCGACAGCUUUCGCUUCCCCUCCUUCCGUCUUUCUCCCGGCUUCCGCACUCCGCCCAACCCCCUACCCCGAUCCCUCCCUACCCCCUUACAUUCUCUGUCAACAGACUUGCCGUCAGUUCGGUUCAUCUGCGCUGUGAAUUAUUCAGUUAGUUCGUGGCUGUCAUGACACCUCACCGUUUCACUCCUCCUGUUGUAAUUUAUAUUUUGUUUACACUCGUGGACUUCUUUGUGCGCCCCUUCCAUGCAUUUAAUCCCCCCUCCCCGUCCCAAAAAUAAUUCCUUCUCGUGAUCGUAUUUUUACUUUUUGUCAUUUUAAACAUUUCCUUCAAAUCGAUGUAAAUGUUCCCUCAUGUGGCGCUACCUAUUGACCACCCUAAUGAUUGUUUUGGUUCGUUCUCCAUUCAAUUUUUGAGCGAUAAAGCCUAACUCAUCCAAAGACACAAUCGAAAUGGUAGUUUCUCAAAUUCUGGUGGUAAGGAUUCGCUUCCGUCUGAACUAGAAGAGAACUUGGACUCGGAAGAAGGAGUGAGAAGUGUUCUUUAGGCUUUCUACCAUUUGGAUUCUCACCGUUAAAUUAUCCAAUUCCAAUGAAUUUUAAUAAAUAUCACAAUAUGCUGCC
This is a messenger RNA of Opisthorchis viverrini, 1421 nucleotides long. RefSeq lists its product as hypothetical. The annotation marks the transcript as partial. NCBI's taxonomy places the organism in Eukaryota, Metazoa, Platyhelminthes, Trematoda, Opisthorchiida, Opisthorchiidae. The transcript is spliced from 6 exons. The record is from RefSeq and is a predicted model, not a curated record. Gene Ontology annotation, biological process: intracellular signal transduction; protein phosphorylation. Gene Ontology annotation, cellular component: nucleus; cytoplasm. Gene Ontology annotation, molecular function: MAP kinase activity; ATP binding.